Messenger RNA from Globicephala melas (long-finned pilot whale), 967 nucleotides. It is a transcript of the gene NAA60, whose product is annotated as N-alpha-acetyltransferase 60, NatF catalytic subunit. Gene Ontology annotation, biological process: N-terminal peptidyl-methionine acetylation. Lineage: Eukaryota; Metazoa; Chordata; Mammalia; Artiodactyla; Delphinidae. Gene Ontology annotation, cellular component: Golgi membrane. Gene Ontology annotation, molecular function: histone acetyltransferase activity; protein-N-terminal amino-acid acetyltransferase activity. The record is from RefSeq and is a predicted model, not a curated record.
AAGUGCUUCGGGCAGCAGCCUCCUUCCAGGCUGCGGCCCCUGCCGGUUACAUAACUCGUUGCGGGCUGCGAGCGGCCCCACUUCCUGGCUCCCUGAGAACCGAGGAUGCGCUGAGCCCCACAACGCCGUCCGCUGCCGCCGGCUCCCUCCCGAGGUGUGAAUGACAGAGGUGGUGCCAUCCAGCUCCCUCAGCGAGGUCAGCCUGCGUCUCCUCUGCCACGAUGACAUAGACACCGUGAAGCACCUGUGCGGCGACUGGUUCCCCAUCGAGUACCCAGACUCAUGGUAUCGUGAUAUCACCUCCAACAAGAAGUUCUUUUCCCUUGCCGCAACCUACAGGGGCGCCAUCGUGGGAAUGAUCGUAGCUGAAAUAAAAAGUAGGACCAAGAUACACAAGGAGGAUGGAGAUAUUCUAGCCUCCAGCUUCUCUGUUGACACGCAGGUUGCGUACAUCCUAAGCCUGGGAGUAGUGAAGGAAUUCAGAAAGCACGGCAUAGGUUCCCUAUUACUUGAGAGUUUAAAAGAUCACAUAUCAACCACCGCCCAGGACCACUGCAAAGCCAUCUACCUGCACGUCCUCACUACCAACAAUACGGCUAUAAACUUCUACGAAAACAGAGACUUCAAGCAGCAUCACUAUCUCCCCUAUUACUAUUCCAUCCGAGGGGUCCUCAAAGAUGGCUUCACCUAUGUCCUCUACAUCAACGGUGGCCACCCUCCCUGGACCAUCCUGGACUACAUCCAGCACCUGGGCUCUGCGCUAGCAAACCUGAGCCCCUGUUCCAUCCCGCACAGGAUCUACCGCCAGGCCCACAACCUGCUCUGCAGCUUCCUGCCAUGGUCAAGCAUCUCCACCAAGGGCGGCAUCGAGUACAGCCGGACCAUGUGACGCCAGCCGGGCAGUCUCUGCCAGGCCCCACCCCUCGGCACCCUGUGGAAACCACCUUCCCGGCCAUCUGACUUCUGC